AAAUCAGAUCCUGUUUCGAGUAUCUCAUGAUCAAAAAAAAAAAACCCAAACGUAAUUAAGGUGGAUUAAUGGAAUUAUUCUAUAAUCUUUAUCAAUCAGUUAUCUAACAAAUCUGACUUUUCAUAAAUGUAAACGAUGACACUAACAGUAUAGUCGUAGCUGAAAUGGCUUACAGGACUGUUGUGAUAUUUCUGGUCGCGUUCGUCGGAGGUCAGGCGCUCGCCGACGACACCGAUUUCACUUUCCCUGAAAUCGCUCGCGACCGUUCCCUGCCGGGUUCUAGAAUUGUAUCAGGAUGGGAGGCGAGUGAAGGCCAGUUCCCUUACCAGCUCUCGAUUCGUAUGGUCAGUACUGUGGGAGGAGUCAACGCCUGCGGAGCCACCAUCAUUCAUAGCAACUGGGGGCUCACAGCUGCUCACUGCACCGGUUUGCGUGUAACAAUCAUCGUCCGAGCUGGAGCAGUGAACCUGACCCGCCCCGGCUUGCUCUUCGAGACCACUAAGUACAUAAAUCAUCCUGAGUACAGCGAAAAUUUGAACGUAGUGCAGCCUCAUGAUAUUGGUCUAAUAGACUUUGGCAGAAAAAUAGAGUUUAAUGAUUACAUUCAGCCAAUCAGACUGCAGAGAUCCGCGGAUAAGAAUCGUAAUUACGACAAUGUCAGACUUGUCGCCAGCGGAUGGGGCCGUACCUGGACCGGAGGCUCAUCGCCGGAGAACUUGAACUGGGUGUUCUUGAACGGAAUAUCGAAUCUGCGUUGUAUGGUGGCCUACAACUUCAGUCCGACCAUUCAGCCCUCCACCAUUUGCACGCUUGGCUACAACGACACUACGCAGUCCACUUGUCAGGGUGACAGCGGUGGUCCUCUGACAGUGAUCGAUGAAGACGGCCAAAUCACACAAGUAGGAGUCACUUCGUUCGUGUCCAGCGAAGGCUGCCACGUGGAUAUACCUUCAGGUUUUAUCCGGCCCGGGCACUACCUCGACUGGUUUAAGACGGUCACCGGUUUAGAUUUCGAUUGGACACCGAGCACACCAGAAGCACCCGAGACAACGGAAGCGCCUGGUACAACAGAAGCACCCGACACGUCAACGGAGACCGACACUUCGAACCUGCUUUUUUAAUAUUAAUAUUCAUAAACCAUUUGACUUUUUGAUGAAUGUUGAACAAUUUUUUUAGUACAAUUUUAGUGGAAUAUAAAUUAUAAUUCGA
Bombyx mori (domestic silkworm) is the source of this 1209-nucleotide messenger RNA. RefSeq names its product chymotrypsin-like elastase family member 1. Bases 165 to 1121 code for a protein of 318 amino acids. The record is from RefSeq and is a predicted model, not a curated record. The transcript is spliced from 8 exons. Lineage: Eukaryota; Metazoa; Arthropoda; Insecta; Lepidoptera; Bombycidae. Gene Ontology annotation, molecular function: serine-type endopeptidase activity. Gene Ontology annotation, biological process: proteolysis.